AUCGUGUUCAUGCUUAUUUAACUCAAAUCUAUUCGGCCUCCCUCCCACUCUCACACGUUACAGUCAUGCCCUUCUUUUCCAUCUCUCGUUCUGUUCUUCGGAGCAGCACCAGAGGCAGUCUCUCGAGGCUUUCUUGGGUUUCGAGUUCGCAGAACAGAUCAAUCAGCCAUGGCGUCUUUCACAAUAAAAGUGACAACUCUGAGAAAAUUGAUACAAGCGCUUACAACUUGGGUGGAGGCACUACUUUUAUGCGUGGAACGGUCUUUUGGGAACCCAACAAACCUCUCACCAUCGAAGAAUUUCACAUGCCUCAACCCAAAGCUGGGGAAGUUCUCAUCCGAACAAAAGCCUGUGGUGUUUGUCACUCUGAUCUUCAUGUUAUAAAGGGUGAGCUUCCCUUCGCAAGUCCUUGUAUUGUGGGUCAUGAAAUAACUGGAGAGGUGGUUGAACAUGGUGCACAUACUGAUAGUGGAAUCAUAAAGAGGUUUCCUAUUGGAACCCAUGUUGUGGGAGCAUUUAUUAUGCCUUGUGGAAACUGUUUCUUCUGUGUAAAGGGUCAAGAAGAUCUAUGCGAGGCUUUCUUUGCUUACAAUCGGGCAAAGGGAACACUUUAUGAUGGUCAAACCCGGCUGUUCCUCCGCAGUAGUGGUAAGCCAGUUUAUAUGUACAGUAUGGGAGGACUAGCAGAAUAUUGCGUUGUGCCUGCACAUGCUUUAGCAGUGCUUCCAGACUCAUUGCCAUAUACAGAGUCAGCUAUUUUAGGUUGUGCAGUCUUUACUGCAUAUGGUGCCAUGAGACAUGCAGCUGAGACACGUGCUGGAGAUUCUGUUGCUGUGAUUGGUGUUGGUGGUGUUGGGUCAAGUUGUUUGCAGGUAGCUAGAGCAUUUGGUGCUUCUGAAAUUAUUGCUGUUGAUAUUCAGGAUGAGAAGCUUCAUAAUGCAAAGAUGCUAGGAGCUACUCACACCAUAAAUGCAUUGAAGGAAGAUGUUGUUGACAAGAUAAAGGAAAUAACUGGUGGAAUGGGUGUGGACAUCGCUGUGGAAGCACUGGGKAGACCGCAAACAUUUUCACAGUGCACACAGAGUGUACGGGAUGGGGGAAAAGCUGUGAUGAUUGGGCUGGCAAAAUCCGGUGCUAUAGGGGAGGUAGAUAUAAAUCGACUCGUCCGAAGACAGGUAAAGAUCAUUGGGUCAUAUGGGGCACGUGCCAGGCAAGAUCUUCCCAAGUUGGUUAAACUUGCUGAGACAGGCAUCUUCAAUCUUAGUGCAGCUGUUACAAGAAAAUGCAAAUUUGAGGAGGCAGGCAAAGCAUACCAGGAUCUUGACAGUGGAGGCAUAGUUGGACGAGCUGUAGUUGAGAUUAUGUAAUAUUCUGUCCAUCUUUCUUAAUAAUGGUUGGGGCUUCUCCAGUGAAAGUAGAUGGUUGAUGUUGUGUCCAUCUUUGAUCUUUCUUAAUAAUUGUUGGGACUUCUCCUGUGAAAAGUACAGAUCCUUAGGAAGUUAAUGCAAUUUCAUGUUCUAAAAGAGUUUCCGACGAA
This is a messenger RNA of Nelumbo nucifera (sacred lotus), 1537 nucleotides long. Its product is annotated as GroES-like zinc-binding alcohol dehydrogenase family protein. Gene Ontology annotation, molecular function: oxidoreductase activity. The record is from RefSeq and is a predicted model, not a curated record. Lineage: Eukaryota; Viridiplantae; Streptophyta; Magnoliopsida; Proteales; Nelumbonaceae.